Molecule: messenger RNA, 2980 nt
Organism: Pangasianodon hypophthalmus (striped catfish)
Lineage: Eukaryota; Metazoa; Chordata; Actinopteri; Siluriformes; Pangasiidae
Gene: thap7
Product: THAP domain containing 7
Exons: 5
Coding region: 60-1790 (576 amino acids)
Biological process (GO): regulation of DNA-templated transcription
Cellular component (GO): nucleus
Source: RefSeq, a predicted model, not a curated record
UGGCGUGCAUAGGGGUUGUAUUAGGAAGAAGAAGACAGCCAUCUUCGUGAGGUCGAAAGAUGCCCAGACAUUGCUCUGCCACUGGCUGCAAGUCACGUGACAACAAAGAGGCUCGGUUAGCUGGAGUCACCUUUCACAGGUUGCCAAAGAAGGGAAACCCUCGCCGUACUACCUGGAUUGUCAAUGCUCGGCGCAAAGGUCCUGGAGGAAAAGGGCUUUGGGAGCCUCAGAGCGACUACAUCUAUUUUUGCUCCAAACAUUUCACCCCUGACAGCUUCGAACUCUCUGGGGUCAGUGGAUAUCGCAGACUGAAAGAUGAUGCCGUGCCCAUGCUGGUUGAAAUCCCUUCUGGGCAAAAAGGCAAAUCCUCUAGAGGAAGAGGCAAAACACAGAAUGAGGACAGACAGUUGAGCACCACAACCAGAACUGGUAAAGAGAGCUCAGACAGUAAGGAGGCCCAGAUUAAAGUGGCUCUGGUACACAUUGUGGGAGAUGAAGAAGCUGAGACCAUCAAGAUAGCCAAAGAAGAACAUAAAAAUGAAAAGACUCCUCCAUUAUCUUUACCCUUACAAGAAGCUGCACCUGAUCAACCCACAGAAAUCCCCUCUACUCCACCUUCUCCAUCCCGCUACAUGAGGCGCCUCCCUCCACCUCCCGGCUUUUACCUUGCCAAAGAGCACAGCUACGCUCAGCUCUGCCCGCUGGAGUGGCGGAAACGCUACGAGAAAGCCACGGACAAUCUGGAAAAGGCGCUGCGUUUGCUCAGGGCUGCCCGUCGCCGGGAAAACCGUCUCCGACUCACCCUGCUGCGCCUCCAAGAGAGCAGACUCAAGCAGACUUUAUCUCAAAUCCAAGAUCGAAGGAAGGAGAGUCACGAAAGCCAAGGUAGGUCGAGUCAUGGUCGUCAGACUGGGAAGCUGGCCAGAUCAGGACAGGACAGGGGUCUGGAAGGGAUGGAAGAGAAUGAGAUGGAGGGCACAGGUGAAGAAAUGGAGCUUCUUACAGACGAAAGUUGGAGGAAGGAACGAGCUGCUAAGCUGAGGGAUGGCGUGGAAGACGAGGAAGGGUGCUGUUUUUAUUGUGGACGAGGAAGAGAGGACGAGGAAACCAAAGAAGGCAGGGAUCAAGUGGGAUCUCACAGAAGCACAGCGCUCCAAAGCAGAAGAGGAAGAGGAAGGAACAACGUGUUCAGAGAUACAAUGCGGAACACGGAUGAAUCAAAGGGCCAAUCGAAACCUCCCGUGCGUCAGACCAUCAGUCCUGACCAGCUUACCCUUCUUCACUCUGAGCCUGAAAUGCUCCUGCAGAUGCAUGCACUUUCUGGACCUACACAAUCCACAGCAACGUUCCAGGAAGUCACUUCUUCACCUCAGCUACAACAGCUCCACCUCCUGCAACCCGAUCUGGGCCUUCUCCAUCCGGAUGCAUCAACCACGGACAUUAGCGUUUCCCAGAGCGAGGACGGAGGAGGUGGGAUGUGUCAUGUGUUUCUGGUUCCUAUGUCAUCUUCAACCAAAGAGAAGAGCGGGAGUGGUGUAGAAGGCUCGAUUCAGAAAACCCAGUCGAUACUGGUGGCAGAAGAAACCUUCCAGCAUGUGGUUAGCGAACCAGGAGACGGGCUAAACAUUCAGAGUGACGACAUGGAGUUGAGUCAUAGUGGACUGAGAGAUAAUCAAAAUGAGCAGCAGACAAAUGUCAGAGCCACGUUGGUGGGUGGAGACGUGACACAGAGACUGAAGGAACAUCUGGAAGGUUUUCAGCUGCAGCUCAGCAGUGAAUUUAUUGAUUAGUUAAUAAUGUCUAUCUAUACCAAUUGAUUAACUUACAAUACUUCCUGUACUAUAACUUACUCAGUCCCCAUGGAGAAAUAUUUACUACAUACACUUACUGCAUACUUUAUUAGGGCCACCUGUCCACCUGCUCAGUGCAAUUAUCUAAUCAGCAGCGCAUAAAAUCAUGCAGAUACACAGCUUAACGUUCACCUCCAGUGAGCGGCAGUUCUCCCGGAGGAAACACCUCGUUGAUGAGAGAGGUCAGAGCAGAAUGACCAGACUGGUUCGAGCUGACAGGAAGGCUACAGUAACUCAAAUAAGCACUCUUUACAACCGUGGUGCACAGAAAAGCACCUCCAACACAUUGAACAUUGAGGCGGAUGAGCUACAACAGCAGAAGACCACAUCAGGUUCCACUCGUGUCAGACAAGAACAAGAAUCCGAGGCUACAGUGGGCACAGGAUCACUCGAACUGAAACUGGAAAAAGUUUCAGUAAAUGCAUAAUGAGCAGGUUUAUAGGUGUUCCUAAUAAAGUGGCCAGUGAGUGUACAUCCCUUCACUGUGUGUUUUACAAAAUGUAAAGGCUGUGUCGCGUUUAAAACGCGGCUCCUCUUGCACCUCUGAGAAACCUGUCGCCAGCUAGCUAGGAUGAAAACACAAUGCUUAGCUAUUGCAAUAAUAAUAACCUCUCAGUCUAAUAUUAUUAUUAUCUCAUGUAUAUUUGGCUCCUUAAUUUAUGUAAUACUUCAUAGUAUAUAACAUCUAAGCUAGCAACUAGAUCACAAGCAUUGUUUACUGAUGAUUACCUAAAAAAUUGACAGUGUUACGUUAACAGUAAACUGAUAGUUUAUGUAGCUUAGCUGUGGUAAAAAAAAAAAAAAAAACACAAGUGAAAAAUAUGUAGCGUGAACUUGUUAAAUCGGAACAAGGUGUUAUUUUUUGUCAAUAUGACAGAAUACUCAUAACGCAGUAUUUUAAGAUGUUUCAAAGCCCAGUUCUGUCGAUUCUGUUGAUUAGUUUAUUCAAAUGAUAUAAGUUUACUAAUUGCACACAAGUUUUUUUUUUUUUUUUAUUACUUAUUUUUGUAAUUUGACCUAAAGUCAAGGUGUAAUUAUAGAUCAUAGAUUCACCUCAAAAAUUUCUGUCAAUGUGGAUCAAAUGUGUGUUGCUGAUGACUUUGGAUUAAAGAAAUUAUUUAAUUUCCCUC